Molecule: messenger RNA, 600 nt
Organism: Enterobius vermicularis (human pinworm)
Lineage: Eukaryota; Metazoa; Nematoda; Chromadorea; Rhabditida; Oxyuridae
Source: the annotation of a GenBank genome assembly
AUGUUGACUGAAGCACAAAGAAAAGCCAAUUUGGAAGCAGAAGAGUACCUAAAAAACCUUGAGUUAGAAUUCAGUUUUGGUUGUAUUAAGGAAAAUAGAGCAGACUCAUGUCACCAGCACGCGGUAUUUUUGGAACAAAUGCGAAGGAAUGCUGCUGAGGCUUUCAAAUUCUUUAAAACUAACUGCGAAAAACGAAAAUAUCCAGAAAGCUGCUUGAAGUAUGCAAAAUAUCUAAUCGUCGGAUAUUUUCCUAAGAUUUAUUUUCUUUUAGAAUGUGAGCCAAGUAUAGAGGGCGCAAUAAAGCCACUAAAAAUCGCUUGUGAAGGAAAUGUAGCUAGUGCAUGUCAUCUGUUGUCUCUCGUUUACUACAAUACCAAAGGUGUCAAGGCAGCUUCAGAUGUUGAAAAAUACAUGCGCAGAGCGUGCGAUUUAGAGGAUGGGAAGUCGUGUUGGAUUCUGAGCACUUGGUAUCUCGGAGCAGUCAGUGGAACUGAAGUCGUGGAUGGCAAGAAGCAGUUCUCGUGUGCGCAGCAUUCUUGCAACUGGUUGCGGCUGACGCUUGUACAGGCAAAAUAUUUCUUUCUUUGCCCAUGUUUUUAG